AUGAAACUGGACACCGUCUUCAAGUUCCUGCUGGUCGUAGUCAUCCUCUUCACCCUUCAGCAAAUAUGGCCCCUACGCGACGUGCGAAGCAAGCUGCAAAAUGGGACCCUGGUUCCCUGGGUGAAGGGUGCCCUCAGGAGAGUUUACUCCCAUUUUUGUUUUAAGGUCAUCAGAAGGGACAUGCAGAUAUUUUACCGAGAGAAGUACAUAGUACCCCGGCCGUGUUACUUUGUCUUCUUCCUCGUGAGCGGCUGCCUGACCCUGGGCGCCAAGUGGCUGAUGCACAGGGUUUCGCAGCCGCUGGGCGAGCGCUGGAUCCCCCGCAAAAAAUGGAGCGAACGCAUACGCAAGAUCAAGGUGGCCAGGUUCAACCUGAUGUUCUUCAACCUGUUUUACUUCACCCUCAUCAGCGCGCUGGGCUUGGUCGCGCUGAGCUGCCAGACGUUCUUCCCCCACGAAAUGGGGGGCCAGGGCAAGCUCAGCGACUACUUUGCAGGCUACCCCAACCAGAAGACCUCCAGCCUCAUCCACCUGUAUUACUUCCUCAACGGGGGGUACCUGCUCACGUCCGUGUACUCCCUGCUUAUGGCCGAGAAGCUGCCCGAUUUUUAUGAAAAUUUCCUGCAGCACCUGUGCGCAGUCAUCCUGGUUUACUUUUCCUACGGCCAGAACUUCCUGCGAGUUGGCUCCAUCAUCAUGCUCUGCCACGACAUCUGCGAGGUGUUCUCCUCCGCGUGCCGCGUCUUCGUGGACACGAGACACAAAGCCGUGACGGUGAGCUCCUUCUGCAUCCUCUUCUCCAGCUGGGGGUUCCUGCGGCUAUACAUCUUCGCCAAGAGGUGCAUCCUGCCCAUCCACAGGAACUUGGACGUGUUUAACCCCCUGAUUGGGUACGAAGCCUGCGUGUGGCUCACGUUCCUGCUGCUGGUUAUUCUGCUGAUGAACGUCUACUGGUUCGUCUUGAUGGCAAAAAUGUUUAUUCACUUCGUCUCCAGUGGGAAGACGGAGGACAUCUUGACGCGCGUGGCCGAGCUGGAGGAGGGCGAGCGGGCAGACAAGAAGACCAAGUGA
Molecule: messenger RNA, 1071 nt
Organism: Plasmodium vivax (malaria parasite P. vivax)
Lineage: Eukaryota; Apicomplexa; Aconoidasida; Haemosporida; Plasmodiidae
Exons: 4
Coding region: 1-1071 (356 amino acids)
Biological process (GO): ceramide biosynthetic process
Cellular component (GO): endoplasmic reticulum; membrane
Molecular function (GO): sphingosine N-acyltransferase activity
Source: RefSeq, a predicted model, not a curated record